Molecule: messenger RNA, 924 nt
Organism: Phialemonium atrogriseum
Lineage: Eukaryota; Fungi; Ascomycota; Sordariomycetes; Cephalothecales; Cephalothecaceae
Product: nuclease domain-containing protein
Exons: 2
Coding region: 1-924 (307 amino acids)
Cellular component (GO): cytoplasm; mitochondrion
Source: RefSeq, a predicted model, not a curated record
AUGCCAUGGAGUCUGUGGUCGUCACCCCCGCCGUCUGGCCCAGGCAGCAACGAUAACCACAGCUCUUCAAAAUCCAAUGGCACCUCCACCGCGCCGUCUCCGGCUCGGGAAGAGCCCCUCCUCCCACCAGCGACGUCCGAGAGUGUCAAGAAGAGGGCCGUCUCGUGGAACGAGUCCCUCAACGCCACGGACUGGGCGCACUUUGCGGAGCCGCGCAACUGGGUGCCGACGCUGCUCGUGACGGCCACGGCACUGGGCGCCCUGCAGUUCUACCGAUCCUACCUGCGCCGCAUACCGGGGACGAACUAUAUCAUGCCGGGCUUCUUCCGCAAGCGCAGCCUGCUGGGCCGGGUCACGAGCGUCGGCGACGGGGACAACUUCCACCUGUUUCACACCCCCGGGGGGAGGCUGGCCGGGUGGGGGUGGUUGAGGAAGGUCCCCAAGGACAGGAAGGAGGUACGGGGACGGACGAUCCCCGUCCGCAUAGCCGGCAUCGACGCCCCUGAGGGCGCGCACUUCGGGCGGCCGGGGCAGCCGCACGCGGCGGAGGCGCUGGCGUUCCUACGGGAGUACAUACAGGGGCGGCGAGUGCGGGCGUACCUCCACCGGCGCGACCAGUACGACCGGGUAGUGGCGACGGUGCUGGUGCGGCGGCCGCCGCUGUUCGUGCCGCGGCGCGACGUCGGGCUGGAGAUGCUGCGGCGCGGGCUGGCGACGACGUACGAGGCCAAGACGGGCGCCGAGUUCGGCGGCCCGGCCAGCGAGAGGCGAUACAGGGCCGCCGAGGAGGAGGCCAGGAGGAAAGGGAGGGGCUUGUGGGCGGCCGAGAAGGGCGGCGGCUUGUUUGGCCUGGGGAAGAAGAAGGAGGUCGAGAGCCCGAGGAUGUUCAAGGACCGGAUGAAGGCUACGGAGAAGAACGGCUGA